GUCUCUCGUUCUCUUCGUUCUCAACGAAACAACCAAGCAAACCAGAAAGCACUGAAAACAAGACAGUAAAACAUCCAUGGACCGACGAGCCCAGAUCGAAUUCGGUCGCCAGGACCGCAGCGUUUCCAGGAUGGGAGGCGGCCAAAACCUUCGACAACAGCAACGACUCGCACAGGGCUCUGCGAGCAAGAAGCAGUCCGCAAAAUCAAUUCCGAGGGACUGCGCUACCUCCCACUACAAGCGGCUCAUCCACGACGCUUUGACGUGGCGGUUCUUGCAGGACACGUACAUCGAGACGGUGGACAACAGGGGGUACUCGGUUCGCCGGGACGAUCUACCUUCCUACAGCGGCUUUGCCGUCCAGGUGGAAAUACGGGACGACGGCCACCGCGGCCGUUCGGUCUACGCGGCCGAGCCCAUCAAGAAGGGCACCAAGGUGUGGAAGAGCACCCACCUGGUGUCCUUCUCGACCCCCUUCGAGCUGCAGUCGUUUCUGGGCGAGCUGGACCACGACCUCCAGUGCGACGCCCUCCUCUGGGCGUACGUCGAGAAGGGCGAGGGGUACGUGUCGCUGGCACUGGAUCCGGCCUCCUUUGUCAACCACGGGGAGACCGAGGAAGACAUCAACCUGGACGGUGACUGCUACGCCCUGCGGGACAUCCGCAUGGGAGAGGAGCUCCUGGAAAACUACACGCACUUUAUCGGCUUUGGCGAGGAGGAGGGCGUCGAGUGGUACAACCACAUCCGCGGCCUGGCCUGGCAGGAGGGCGAUCUGGGCUCGCGCACUGCCGAAUCGACGAACGAGUACAACCUGCUUGGGGCGCCCAAGAUGGGCAUCGGCGGCGUCGUCGACGCCGCCGGGGAGUACGCUCCCGGCAGGAAUCCGGCGGCCUGGAUGGCCGGGCUGUUGCUCCUGGUCCUGGUGCUGCGCCGAGCGGGAUCCCUUCCCUUUUUUUCGGGAAAGAAGGAAAAGGAGGGGCUGUAGGGCAUCGUGCCGGACGGCAAGCCGUCGUUCGGCAUCUCCGCUGCGGAGAGGAAACUUCUGGAGCGCAUCCCUACAGGCAGAAGCACCGAGGUUCGGCCCACGGUCCUCGGGCUUCGACCGGCUGUGUUGUUGCGAUGCGAAGCUAAGCGAAACGGAGGAUAUUUGCCUCUAGAACCCUGGAUCUUCCCGUUUGGUUCGGCUGCAGAUUGUGUGGAACUGCAAAAAUUGCAAAUCUCGCAGUGACCACAGCAUGGACGAGAAGGAUUCGAUGGAGCGGAGCGGAGAGGAAGGCACCGGCUUCUCCCCUCAGACUCGAUCAAACAAAGGCGUGGGGCAACGGAAGCGUGACUGUGUUUCCCGCCAGUUGGUAGUCGCACGGGCGCAACCGCAAUCGCAAUGUACGGGAUCAUUUCGAGUGCAAACCCGAACGCAAGCACGGCAGGUACUGCGUAAUUUUUUGAAACAAUGAUAAACAUAGCGCUUGAUU
This is a messenger RNA of Pseudo-nitzschia multistriata, 1472 nucleotides long. The record is from the annotation of a GenBank genome assembly. Lineage: Eukaryota; Bacillariophyta; Bacillariophyceae; Bacillariales; Bacillariaceae.